CCGAGGUCACGUGGUUACUUCUUUCAUGACCAAUGGCGCGGAACAUGGUCAAUCUGGGUGCUCCGACGCAUCGUCCUCCCUCAACGACCCCGACUCCUAGCACACCACCUCCCCGACAUGUCCAGGCACACACUCGCCAAAAAGGGAAAGGCGCCUCUUUAAGAUGGCGAUGGCGGCCUUGGUGGGGUCUUCCCUCCCACUAAUAAGCUUCGCCUCGUCCUGACAUGCCAGAAACGGAAGUGAGAGGGGACCUCCCGAGUCCUUCGGGCCCAGUAUCGGCCGCGGGCUGCGCGACGCAAAAAACCGAUACAUAAUGCUACCCUCUCUUUGCUUCCAUCAGUGCCGCGCGGGCUGCGCGCCUGUUUCGUUUUUUCAGCUUUUUCUCGCGCAUCAUAUCUUCUAGGUGAAGGCUCUUGGCGGCGCUUGUCGUGGGUCAUAGCAAACGAGGGCACCCCCGGGAGGACUGCCGUCAAAGAGAAACUGGCCCAAUGGCGGACUAUCAUUAUGGCCAGCACGGGGUUGUGCCACAGCCGAGAAGCACGCCAGCCUCCUAUGAUGGUAUCCAAACGAUGCCUGAGAACGGCCUGCACCCCGUCGAACAGACAAUGGAAAGACUCCCCAGCGCCGUCGAGGCCAGCGCCUCGCCCUAUGUUCUCCCAGAAGCACAUGGCCAGGCCCAACUUGGGACACCGCCGGCUCACCCGCCACACCAGCAGCACCUUUCGACGACGGAAUUUCAGAAGCCAGAGCCCAACGAUACCUACAUGGCAUAUCAUUCGUCGUCACAGCUCCCGUCUGCGUCCUUCUCCCAGGCCUCGCCAGUUCCAGAGAAGACGAUACUGGGUCUGAGAAAACCGACCUUCUUUCUCACUCUCAGCAACAUUUUUCUCGUCAUCGUUGUCAUCCUCGUCGGCGUCCUCCCAAGUCAGCUGAACAAGAACCAAAAUACCGGCGGGGCCUGCGCCGGGGGCUCCGGCGCAUCCAACGGCGGCGGGCCGCCUACGUCACCCAACGGAACAGCGCCUACGUACCCGGCCACUGGCGGUAAUAGCCCGCGCAUUUGCUUCGACACCAACACGGCCCCGCGUGCCGAGUCGCAAUUCGGCGCGCCCGCGGUCGACUGCCCGCGGCGCGACAACGCGACGGCCCGGUACACGGUCCCGGGCACGAGCCUGACCUUUGAGCGCGUCUGCGGUGUCGACACGACGGCCGGCGACAUUGGCAGCUUCCCCACCACCUCGAUGCCCGACUGCCUCGCCCUUUGCGCCCAGCUUAACCUUUACCCUAGCAGCACGAUGGGCCGCUGCCUCGGCGUCAGCUGGGUUUUUGGGAGCGGUCUGCAGGGUCAGGGGUCGAGCUACUGCUAUCCCAAGUACAAUAUCAGCAUACCCAGGAGCCGGCGGCUUGAUACCGAGAGCGCGUACCUGGUCACCUGAUGCUUUGUCUUUUCCAAUGGCUGUUUUCUUGUGUGCCUUAUGUGCCACCUUUUUUCCAACUCUCCGCUCUAUUAAGGCUCUGCCAUAAGCCGGGCCACGCUGUUUGGCAGACUAGAUAGUUUUACUUCUUAAAGGCCGAUCACCUACCAUCAGCGGGGCCUUCUCCUGAAGUCCCUGCCAUUCCCG
Messenger RNA from Gaeumannomyces tritici R3-111a-1, 1622 nucleotides. RefSeq lists its product as hypothetical. Lineage: Eukaryota; Fungi; Ascomycota; Sordariomycetes; Magnaporthales; Magnaporthaceae. The transcript is spliced from 2 exons. Bases 489 to 1436 code for a protein of 315 amino acids. The record is from RefSeq and is a predicted model, not a curated record.